This is a messenger RNA of Armigeres subalbatus, 11749 nucleotides long. It is a transcript of the gene koi, whose product is annotated as klaroid protein. The transcript has 7 exons. Lineage: Eukaryota; Metazoa; Arthropoda; Insecta; Diptera; Culicidae. Gene Ontology annotation, molecular function: protein-membrane adaptor activity. The record is from RefSeq and is a predicted model, not a curated record. Bases 278 to 3472 code for a protein of 1064 amino acids. Gene Ontology annotation, cellular component: meiotic nuclear membrane microtubule tethering complex; nuclear envelope.
UUUCGGUUAACCCUCCCCAGCAACGAGUCACGCACUUCGUUCUCGUUCGUUGGUUCGAUCGGUUUCGUGAAAAUUUCGCUGCUGGUUCGCGCGUCGUCUGAUGUAAAAUAGCGGAAAAAAGCGGUAAAACCGCCCAAAAAUUAACCAAAAAGUGUAAAAUUUAUGCGGUUGGUGUUUGGCCAAGUUUUCUCUAACUGCCUGUCACAGAUGCAUUAGACCGCGUCCGUUACCGUCAACUACAUUUAUCUCACCAGCCGCACAUCUCUAGCGCGCUACCAUGGAAUCCAAGUCGAUUGAGGUGCCACCGGAAGUACGUUCCACCCGGUCCCGAUCAAAAACUCCCGGCUUGAACUUGCGCGUCAGCGUCGAACGCGAUCUCAAUGGCAGCGAAUUGACCAAAACGGAGAAGGUUCAGAAAGCGCCAACUGUUACCACAAUCCAGGAAGAGUUGAACUCCUCACAAAAAUCAACCACUGCAUCAGGUGGUGCUAGAUCUGUUCGCAAAACCCGCACCGUAACCUCCGAUUAUUCCUCCGAUGGGACUUCGCCAGAGCGACCAGCCACCAUCACCAAGGAAGCUUCCAAUAGUGCGACCACGGAGAAAUCCGUUACGGUUACAAAGACAUCCAUCACAACCACUAGCACAUCAGCUUCCUCGUUGUCCUCGUCUUCUCCCUCCAAAAAGGAAACCCGCCAGAAUGAAAUCAAUCGUACGUUAGAAGAUAGUCAAAAAGUUAUUCUUCGAACGAGUACCCCCAAAGCCACUUCCAAAGUGUCGAAAAAGAAUACUCUUACCCCGGAGGAAUUGAAGCAGCAUGUUGCUUACAAAGAGUACAAAGAAGCCGGAGAGUAUUGGAACAAGUUUCCCAAAACAGAUUACACCUAUUCGGAGCUGUCGCCGUUUCGCAGGGAGAUCGCUCCGGGUAUGAUUGCCAUGCCAAAUAUGUCCCGGCCGGGUUUGAGCAAACACGCCGAGCGAAUAAACGUGAUGAUACAGCGAAACCCCAAGCAGGAAUCGUACAUUCGACAGCGAUAUUCCACGUCGAAGUAUUCCAGCGCUGGAGUUGCCGGAGGGAACUUCGCCCAAGCAGACCCCUAUGAUUCCGGUGAGGAAACGAUGGACUUGUCCCAACUUUCGCGGGUCUCGCAAGGCUAUCGUAGCAAGAGAUCCGUCACGCAGGUGCAGGUGGACGAACAUCAGUCGUUUGUUACCCGCUUUUUCCUGUCUAUCGUAAAUCUGUUCUACAGUGCGUCACAUUCUGUGUCCAGGGUGUUUAAUCAGUCGGAACACAAUCUGUAUUACACAAGGAUUGAAGACGAGAGAGGCUUUUUCGGAAAAACUUACUCCUUUUUCAAUAUGCUGAUUACGGGCGUCUUCAAAAAGGUGUAUCUCCUGAUCUCAUCCGUUCUUUUCCUGGACACCUGGUUGCUUCAGACUGCUUCAAAUGACGUCCAGCAGGCCAAACGCAAGAAGAAGUUCCUGCUGUGGCUUCUAAUUCUGCUGCCGUUCUUGCUGUUUGGUGCAUUCCUCCUAGCAGACGAGGACCAGACCAUUGUCCUGCCAGCAUCGAAACGUGCCACCAUAGCUUUAGCCUCGCUUUCGCACAUCCUGCCAUCAUUGAAGGACCAAGAUCUGGACAGCUUCAAAGCAAAUCUCUUCCAAAAGUUAGACUUCCGGGAAUCAACCUUCUCGUGGCGUUCCCUCUUACCGUCCUUUAGUUUGGGUUUUGGUUUUGGCGGUGAUGGUGGCUCAGCGGGAGCGCAUUACGAGCACCUUAAAUCUGACCUGCAGAAGACCCUGAGCAAACAAGAAUAUGACGAUUUGAUGCGGCAUAUAGACGCGUACAUCGAGGGGUUACUAACGCAAAAAUAUUUGAAAAAAGAACAGGAAGAGGCGAAAGCAAAGCAAUUGAUCAGUCCAGAGGUAACGGUUCACGUGGCCAACGUGGUGCGCGAGAAUUUGCAAUCAUAUAACUACCGGCUGGGUCAGGCCGAUGUCGAUUCGGUAGCCGAGAAGGUUCGACUUGAGCUGCUGGCAGCUUACCCAAAUGUGUUCAAUCCGAGUAGUGGAUCCGGUGAAAGGAAAGUUGAAGCAAUGGAAGUUUCUAAGGAAACCUUGGUUGAAAUUCAAAAGCUAGUGAAACAGCAAAUCAGUAUUACGAAUAACAACUUUGUCAUUAGCGAUCAACAUCUGGAGGAAAUCCUGAAGAAAAUAUUGUCUUCAAGUCAGCUUGUAGAUUUGAUUGACGCUAGGGUGCUCAUGCAGACGAAAGAACCGAAACACCAACAAGAAUCGCAAGCAGCUUUGGUUGAGAAUUUGAAAAAUGAGAUAAAUGAAAUCAAAAUGCAUUUCACAGAGAAACUCGCUGCGAGUAGUUUGAUGAUUGAGGAUAACAUAAACCUGUUGAAGGAAGGCCACAGUCGGUUAGCAGAACAGGUCAACAGCUAUCGGAUAGAAAACGACGAGAAGUAUGUAAACUUGAUGUCGGAUAUCGAUGCUAGGUUAGCAGCGGUGAAGCAAGAGCAAUUCGUAGGUUUGAAUAAGAUCAUCAAGAAGAACAUCGUUACCAUUUUGGGAAUGAACGUUAAGGAAGACUUCUCCGAUGCGGAUCUUAAGGCCUGGAUCAGUAAUUUGUUUGUGGCCAAAGAUUAUCUAGAGAGUCGAUUGAAGGAGUACCAGGAGGGAGUUAGUGCCUUAAUACAGCAGGAGAUGGAGCGAUCCGCAGCAACGCUGAUGAAAGAAAUUAGCGAAAAAAUCCAGAAGGAAGUGCUGGUGGCAAUUCAGUCGCGUGAGAGUGAGGUUAAUAUCGAUGCGGGAACCGGAAGAACCUCGUCGCAGGGUGGCCCUGGUGGUGACGGUAGAGGAGGAAGUCUUACGGAGAAUGACGUCCGGCGAAUUGUUCGGGAUGCGCUGCGCAUCUAUGAUGCAGACAAAACGGGACUGGUGGAUUAUGCUUUGGAAUCGGCCGGAGGGCAGAUUCUGUCGACGAGGUGUACCGAAAACUACCAGACGCAAUCGGCGCAAAUAUCCAUUUUUGGUAUACCGUUGUGGUAUCCGACCAACACACCACGGACGGUUAUUUCACCGACCAUGCAGCCCGGGCAGUGCUGGGCGUUUUCCGGGUUCCCGGGUUAUCUAGUGAUCCAGCUGAAUAGCGACAUCGUCGUGACAGGCUUCUCGCUGGAACAUAUCUCUAAACUGCUUGCACCAAAUGGACAAAUUGAUUCCGCCCCGAAGAAUUUCUCCGUUUGGGGCCUCGUGAACGAAAACGACCAGGAACCGGUCCGUCUGGGUAACUACCAGUACCUGGACAACGGUGCCGCGCUGCAGUACUUCCCGGUGGAGGAUCCGACGCGCCCGGAACUGGUGGGCCGGGCGUUCCGGAUUGUGGAACUGCGCAUCGAGACCAAUCACGGGAAUGCGUUGUACACGUGUCUGUACCGGUUCCGGGUUCACGGUGAGAGGGUCUGAGUCCGAAAACGGUGGUAGGAAAGUGCCGUUUUGUUCGUUGUAAAUAGUUUGUUUAAUAAGGUAGGCUAGGUAUGUUUUAAAACUUGUUCCGGAUCGGGAAUUGUUUUUUUGUGCAUCAUAUUGGUUUUAACAUUUUUGUUUUAGUGUUAAGGUUUGUUUUAAUGUUCACCGUUAGACUAGGAACCAUGAUAGUGGUGCAAUAAUUUUACCAUAGCAGUAAUUUAUAAACCAUCGCAGUCAGGAACCAAAUUAUUAACUCUUAAGGCGCAUAGUUUUUAAGAAUCUGCUUUCUAUCGAAUUCGUCAAGGGCUUCGUCAAGUUAGACGAAGUCCUGCUGAUCGCAUUUUUGUUUUUCUAAUUUGCACUAACUUCGCUUGCUUCAUACUAACUAUUAAAGCCUAGCUCUAACGUUUAGAUUUUGUUUAGUUCGUGUAUGAAAGCUAGAAUGAGUGAUUGUGUUGCGAUUGUAGAUAGUUAAGUGAAUGGAGACAGAGAGCAAUGUUUUAUUUUGUUUUUAUUUGUUAUGUUUUUUUUCGGACAACUUCAUUAUAAACUUUUGUUUUUAUGUAGACCGUCAAAUUUGAUUAAAAGUAGAAAACAUGAUGUAUCUAAAUACAACAAUACUAGGUAGUUGAUUCCGUCGUGCUUGGAAGCAAGAAUUAAUUGGCAAAGUUUAUUUCACGUUCUGUCCAUUACGAGUUCCUUCGAGGUUUAUUCAGAUAUUCAUCCACCCUGAUUUUAUUCAGAAGUUCCAUUCGAUUAUGUAGUUCCAUUUUAGAAAAUCUAUGGCCAUUUUUUUAAAUCUCGAAUAUAAUUACAUUACAUUUAAAUUUCUUCAAUAAUAUGCACAAAAAUCUCUCCAUGGAUUCACUUUUUACGGGCGACACGUGGUGGAAGAAUAAUUCAUUGUUUCGGGUAGGUACAAGAAGAGUGGCGAGGAACUUUGAAUUCCGAUUGUUUACCUACCUAUUUUAAUAGCUGAUUGUAACUUCGAUGAGCAGUUGCCUAACAUAGAAGACGAGACAUGAUGCAGACAAUGCAUAACACAGGAUGUCGAUUGGUAGUAGGUAUAGAAAGAAUGUCCACAAUGCUUGGUGUGAUGGUUGGUUUCAAAACGGUUCUUUAGUUGGGUGACUUCAGUGAGCGUGUUGUUGACCAGAACGUUAUGCCUACAUAAUGCUUCCAACUUUCCCCAAAACGAUGCCAGUCUGUUGCGAAAACAAAAUCAUUUGGUCGAUUCCUGAGUUUUACACUGGAGUACUGAUUUUGCACGGUUGUGCGAUGAGCUGGUGGGCCAUGUAUUUCUUCCCUGCCGGAUGUUCUAGAUAGAUCUCUUAAAUUUUGAGCAAAAAGAACGACAAGUCGGUCCCCAUCGAACGAUGGAAUCAACUUCUACAUGCUGAUGAAACCGGAUGUCACCAACAUGAUCAUCAGACAAACCAACGAUAUGUUCAUCGCUGGGGCUUUUACACACCCCCUUAAUAAGGAAAUUCAAGUACACCCAUGUUUUUUUACACGGUUUGGUUUUAGUCGUUUAAGAUCUAAAGCGUCAAUGAAACAAUGAGUUAACCCCACCGAAAAGAUCACAAAAAAUCGAAAAAAAAUCAGGGGGUAUUUAAAUAACUGUGAAAGUUCAAGUUAACCAAAAAAAUAAUGAAUUCCAACCGCGUAAAAAAAACCUGGGUGUAAUAGCAAUUCCAAAGCAUGGCAAAGAUCUCGACGAUCGAAGGCAACAUGCCAAUGUCGUUGGUGCCCAUUAUAACGAAAAUCACCAACAGUGCUGUAUUCAUCGACAUAACCAAUGCGUACAAUAAUUCUCGUACACACUCGAAGCUCUAAUGCAUCAACAUUGAUUUCCAUGUGAACUGGUCACGUAUGCUUCAUGAAAAACAGGAAAGUAGGCAUACAAGUCGUAAAACGAACAGUUUCAAGAAUGGUGAGUAAUGAACUUCCACAAGGGGAUGUAAUGUUACCAGUACUGUUCCACAUAUAUCAGUAUAUGACCUCUAUGAGCCGACCAACGACAAGAGCAUAUUUGUUCAGUUCGCUGACGAUUUUUCCUUGAUAGUGACCAGGAACAGUGUGGAAGACGUGAAACACAAAGAACACAGCAGAACCUUGAUAUGUUCGUCGUGCUUACGUCCGCGGAUUUUUUCCCCAUGUAUUUUUACAUAUGCGAUGUCUUCGGGAUUUGGGCACAGACAAUCAAAAUCCCGGCCGCAUUUAAAAUACAUGCAUCUGGCGGAAAAUUUUCCCGAGGUGUAAAGUAGCCUUAACCGUCUAUAUCGUUAAUCACAUAUCGAUUUUUAUCGAGUACCUUCCCUACUUGAUAGGGGCCUUUGAAUCGGGGAUACAACUUUUUAUUUUCGCCAACAACCGGCACGCUGCGAAUUCAAACCGUAUUCAAACAACUUCUGUCAUGCUUCGGCAUCAAUCAACGCACUAUCCCAAGAAUAUUUCGAGGACUCGACUAACUUGGCCAAAAGAGGUACUAACGUACGGUUGUAUCUUUCCACCUAUCCGUUAGCUUGAGGACAAGCCGUCGCCGCUAAACUAUGAACUACUCCGUGCGAUUCGACAAAACUUUUGAAUGCCUGAGAGGUGAAACAUGCUCCACGAUCCGAUACUAAUACCCUUGGAGUACACUGUAGAUAAUGAAAUACAACUUCAAAUGUUUACGAGAUGAGCCGGCCAAGGGCCGAAAGUCUCGGUAAUAAAGAUAAAUAAAUAAUAACUUCAAAUGUUUCAUUACUUCAUGCGUGUUGGUAGUUUUGGUAGGAAAAAGUUUGAUAAACUUAGAAAAACCAUCGACCACUGCCAAAACAUACUUAUUUUUUCCCGUCGUUGUCUCUAAUGGUCCCAAAUGGUCUACAUGGAUCAUCCAAAAAGGCCUAUUUCCUUUAUCAAUACUUUGAAGCUCACCAUCCGUUCUUCUAGUUUUGGGAUUGUACAUGAUACAAGAAAUGCAUCUUUUAGUAUGAGCGAGCACUUUCUCUGCCAUUUGCGGAAACCAGAAAGACCGUUUUAUCAUCUGUACUACCUUAUCUUUACCGAAAUGACCGAGAGAAUCAUGAAACCUGAAUAUGACAGACUCCUCCAUAUCCUUCGGGAUAUACACUGCCGUGAAUCGCAUAGAUGUCCCAUUUUUGCUGGGUUUCUUAGUCAUAUGGUACAAAUAUGCGAUUCACAGCAGUAUAGAAGUAGGCGACUAUUUUCCACUUUGUACAACAAAUCGUAACGAUCUUCAAAACCAAACAAGCUACGUUCUCCUUCGUUCACAUCAACUACAUGUACAUACAUCCUUGCCAAGGGGGCUUAUUCUACGAGUCGAGUGACGUGAGGUGAGUCGAUUUUAGCAAUUCUCACGUGAGGUGACCAUGUUAUUCAAAUGGGGCUAUACGACUCUUCUCACGUCAUUCGAGCAAUCUCACGUCACUCCACUCGUAGAAUAAGCCCAAAGGCAUCAACGUGUUGCAUUCGGUCUGCCGGACGAUGGACUAUCUGAUUCACUGGACGACAAAAUAAAAAAAUAAAAGUUUGUAUUCGCGAUGCUCAUGUGUUGCAUUUGUAGUUUUGAUCUUCAAAAUCGACUGGUGACUCUAACGCGAGUUAAUUGAUUGGGAAAAUUUCUAGAUUAUUUGGUCACAAAAUUGGGGAUGGUUCUUCGCUUUAACGAAGUGAAGUCAUUUAUAUGUUUGCAUGUUCAUAGAAGUAAAAAUAAAAUGUAAUAUAAUGUGUACUUUUUAGAUUCUUCCGACAGUGCGGCAUGAAAGAAUCCAUUUUCUAUGUCCAUAGUAGAGAAAUACUUUAUAUCUUUAAUAUUAUAUAUAAGUUUGAAAAUCUGGUCUUCGAAUACUGGAAGGGGAAAUCGAUCACGUUCCAACGGUUUAUUCAAAGUUUCGAAAUUAAGGAAAAGCAUCACAGGAUCCAUCACUCGCGUUUCCAAGGGCACACCACUCAAUACGGAGGCAGCGGACAACUUUUGAUUUUAUUAUUUCAGCUUUGCUGCGUCGCAGCAUGCGUGGAAUAAUAAUAAUGAAAGUUGUAGGAUGCUUUCAUAUUGAGUGGUGUGCCCUUGAAAACGCGAGUGAAUUUAGUUUUAGAUUCUGUGAUACUUGUCCUUAACGCAAAAACGAGUACGCCCAUUCUUCUUCUUCACAAGUAUCACUCUACCUGAAUAUGGGGACUCGCUCUCGCGGAUAAUGCCAACCGUCAACCAACUAUCCAAUAUUUCAUCCACAGCAUCACGCUCGAAUUUACUGAACCUUUGCGGCAGGACAUUGAAAUACAGUAGACGUUCGAUAACUGCAAGUCAUUUAACUGCAAUGCUUUUUAACUGCAAUUCGAUAGUUGCAACAGUUUUGCAGUUAUCGGACCGCUAAACUUCAAACUGAUGUCAAACUCAAUGACAGCUGCAUUGCGCUGCACAUUUAGAUGCACUUUUAUUGCAUCUGACGUCGAUUGACAACCGUUUGACGUCUAGAAUGCGUUGCAGUUAUCGAACGGCAUUCGUUAACUGAAAAGUAAACAUUUUGCAGUUAUCGAACGGCUACUGUACUUAUCUUCCUUUAGCCGAAUUGAUGCAAUGUACUUAACCGCUUUCGGUUUUUCCGAUGAUUCCGAUCGUUUUAAAAGACUGACCGCGCUGCCCAAAUCAGCGAGCAGUUUCAGCAAUCGCCGACCGAUAAUGGCAUCACAUGUCAGCAUUCCUGUCUUCGUCGGUAUCGAUGAUCUCAUUUUUGAACCACGUUUUCCCCUUCUUGGUUGUUCUACUGCUUGAUAUCCAUUGCUCCAAUAUAUCCUUCUUUUUCGUCAGUAGCAGGUCAGUAGCGUUCCGUCGACGUUUCAUUUUCGACAUCCGUCCAUAGCUCGCUUUGCACUAUCGUAUACACUAAUGCUGAUGAAGGGCCCUCUUUAGCCGUGCGGCUACAAAGCAAGACCUUGCUGAGAGUGGCUGGGUUCGAUUCCCGGUGCCGGUCUAGGCAAUUUUCGGCUUAGAAACCUCACAGUUAACCCUUUCCUUCCCAUGGUAGCUGUAGAGCUCCAUCAAAUUUUGCACCUUCCAACAUUCAUAGAAUUAUUUCAAUCACAAAAAGCAGUAUUUGGCAAAACUUUAUGGUUCCAUUAGACUGCAAAUAUAAUCAAUUUUGAGUAAAAAUAGUGAAACUAUUGAAAACAAUCAAGCAACUAUUGAUUUACAAUCAAAAACUUUUUUUCGUUUUUCACUAAUUUUAGCUAUGCCAAACAACUUUUGUUCAAGCAUUUUUUCCAUAGAUGAUUCCUUCCUAUUGAAAUCUUUGAAAAAAGUCGUGGGAAAGAGAGGGUUAAUAACUGUGGAAAUGCUUAAAUGAACACUAAGCUGCGCUCGGCUCUGUCCCAGCGUGGGGAUGUAAUGCCAAUAAGAACCCGAGUUAUUUUCUUCAAUCCCACUUCUGAUAUUGAAGUAUAUUUAUUUAGAUGUUCACUCCUCGCUAGCUUAACAUCGAGUGUGCUGACGAAAGCGGAUAUGCUGAUUUUUAAAACUCUACCGGAAAACGCACUGAACUUAAACUGGGGGUAGGAAUUGCGUACUCUCACAUUACCAGUAUAGGGGGUAGACCAUAGAGAACAGACGUGGAUGCUCGAACAAAAUUUCCUUUAAAACGUGUGUAAAGAUUUAAAUCGAUUUAACGCGAAUGAAGAUGAACGUCUGUUCUCUGUGGGUAGAUUACUAAAAUUAUAACUGCUACAUUAUUAUGUUUAAUUCAUGAUAACAAAACUUCAGACGUAUAGACGUGCUAUUUUUCGACACAAAAUAGGUAUACAAGCACAAAAGGCUCGAUAAAUCUCAACUAAUAGCAAGUUAAUUGGCCAGGAAAAGUUAAUUGCUGAUAAUUAGUACUAACUACGUACGAGUCUAUAACCCAACAUAAGCAGCUAAUAUUUCCUACGAAAAACGACGAGUCAGCCCCGGGCUGAAAGUUUCUAUUAUAAAGAUAAAAACCCAUAUUAAACCACCUAUUAGUAGUACUGCCUUUCUUGCAUUUAGCCAAGACACCAACCUUUUCGGUUUGGUUCAUAUUUUUUUAUAACUUUUGAACGUUAUCGAUCGUUAUCAAAUUCAAUAGCAAUCAACUUUUCCACCUUUCGAAUGCAAGUUGUUGCGAUAAAGUCGGUUAAUUAUAACUGUAUGCAAAGUUGGUUACAUUUUUGUACACACACGUACGUCGUACAUAUAUACAUACACACACACACGCACGGACAGACAGACAUUUGCUCAGUUCGUCGAGCUAAAUCGAGUGGUUUAUAACACUAUGCUGCCGUCAGACGCAUAAAUGUACUGGAUACCUGGUUGGCUACAGCGUCGAUACACCUAUGCCUGGCGUAUUGUAGAGCUCCAUAAUAAUUGUCGGUCUUGGGCGUUGUUCCUCCUGUUUCCCCGAACGUUCAGGGUCCCGAGGUCCGAUUCCACCGCGUGCAGCCAGCGUGUUCGUGGCCUUCCACGAAGUCGUCGGCCCUCAUCUGGUACUCUGUUGAAUAUUGUUUUCGCUAUUUUCGCUAUUCCUUCUUCCGACAUUCGCACUAAGUGACCAGCCCACUGAAGUCUGCCGUAUUUUAUACGAUUCACAAUAUUUUCUUAUGUAUACUUGAUACAGCUCAUGAUCCAUGCGUCUGCGCCACACACCAUUUUAUAGUUUCCCUAACAGGGGAAGACCUAGUGGUGUUGGUGCAGAGGUAGUGCUUGAUGGGGUGUGUUUGAAGUUGUUGAAGAAUUUGUUUAUCUUGGAGCGCUUGUGACAUGUGAUAAUGACGGUUCCCGUGAAGUGAAAAGACGUAUUGCUGCUGCGAAUAGGGCCUUUUACGGAUUACGUAACCAGCUUAGGUCCCGCAACAUGCAGACGGAAAGCAAAUUUGCUCUAUACAAAACUCUGAUUCUAGCGGUGGCCCUUUAUGGACUUGAAACAAGGACAUUAAAAGAGGCGGACCGGAGAGCUUUCGGGGUUUUCGAGCGAAAAGUGCUGCGUACAAUGUCACAUGUUACAAACGAGAAAAAUAGGAAAAACGCAUUUAAAGUUUCAAAAUGCAUACAUCCUAUUAUCGCAAAAUUUCGCAUUUUUAUUGACUUCAACGCAAUAAACUAUAGAGGAAUACCCAACUAACAUUUGACAGAUAUGCUGAUAUGUAUAAAAACAAAUUUAGCUAUCACGAUUGUGUUUUGACGCCUUUCAGAAAUUAUUUCUCAGUGAAUGAGUUCGAGCUCGAUGCAUCCAUUAAAAAUCGUCAGCAAGUUUGUUUGAGAUUUCAGUUUAAUUUACCAACACUGUAUUUGAAUCUUUCGACCGAGCGAGUCAGUUUUUUUAAUGAAAAAGAUUACCUGCUUAAUUAUGACAUAGAACGGAAAAUUUUAAAACAACACUAUCAAUAUACCUACCUACGUUUCUAUGCAAUGCCUACUUGCGUGUCCGAUAUGCUUACAUCAUUUUUUUUUGCGUGUUGCCUUUUCAUUUUGAAUGACUCUCUGUAAUAUAAUUUACAUUAUACUACCAUCUUGCCAUUACCUACUGUAGUAACAUCUGUAUUGUUUCUCUUUUAAUAUUAGUUUGCCGCAUAAUAUUUCAAGCAUGAAAACAUUUCCUUUGCUGAAUGAAUAUAGAAAAUAUAUGUAGUUCGAUAAGUUAUAAUAUAAUUGAAAACUAAUUUUAAGUCACCAACAGCAGUGUCACUCUCCGAUUAUGUUAUGAGUUCAUCUACAAGUUACGUUGAAACAUUAACUUUGCGCAAUUUGUAGAUAAUCACUAUCGUUCUUAAAAUGCUGAAUGCUGACAUUCAGUAGACUCUAAACGCAUAAUACUUACCAUAAGCUCCAAAGUCACUAAUCAUACUUAAGAGUGUAUUAUAUGUUUUGUUAAUUUAUGCAUAAUUUAAGAAAAAGAACGCAUGAAGUAAUAACUUCGUAUCAUUAAAAAACUGCAAUGUGUUCGUUGAUUUAUAAUUUUAAUUGUAUCGAGCGAAUAACUUGAAUGAAUAACUAUGUGAAAUACAGUACAAAUUUGUUGUAUAUUUUCCUUGUGUUGCAAAAAAUGACGUUUCUUUAUAAAUUACAAUUAAAUUUAACUCAACACAUGUGUCUAAGUUUUUGCUUUUUUAAAUAUUAUUUGACGAAUCAACGCACAUAAUCAAAAACUAAUAAAUUAGGUGGCCUUUCCAGUGUAUCAAAUAGCGUAUAAAAUCUAUGUGUCGUUUCUACAUUCUACUGCAACAGUGAUUUGAUAUGAGUAAUAAAUAAUUUGAUUCAAA